Molecule: messenger RNA, 3594 nt
Organism: Astyanax mexicanus (Mexican tetra)
Lineage: Eukaryota; Metazoa; Chordata; Actinopteri; Characiformes; Acestrorhamphidae
Gene: rxfp3.3b
Product: relaxin family peptide receptor 3.3b
Exons: 1
Coding region: 275-1405 (376 amino acids)
Biological process (GO): G protein-coupled receptor signaling pathway; immune response
Cellular component (GO): membrane
Molecular function (GO): G protein-coupled receptor activity
Source: RefSeq, a predicted model, not a curated record
UGCGCGUCGCGCGCCACACGCACUAAAGCGGCUGCAGGGAGCACGGAGCGCUUUUCCCUCCUCUUUUUUCUGGUAAACAGAAACAUGCCUCUAUCAGUGUCGAGUACCCGUGGCCAGAGACGGAGCUGGUGGGAGAUCCCCGUGUUUUUGUUCGAUUGUAACUUCUUUCUCCGAGUGUUUUUUCUCCGGGUUUUGUGCCAGUCUGUGAGCUGGCAUGUAACCAGGCUGUGACCGGACUGCUGCUGCUGCUGCUGGACCCGGGCUGGGGCGCAGGAUGGCGGACGCGGGGAGCAACCAGAGCGCGGUGAACUCCACCACUCACUUCAGCUACCUGGAGGACAUCGAAGUGUUCGCGGACGGCUCGCCGGGGCUCCGGUUCCUCGUGUCCAUCGUGUACUCGUUCGUGUGCGCCGUGGGCUUGGUGGGCAACAUCCUGGUGUUCUUCCUGAUGAAGUCGAGGCAGAGCAAGAAGCCGUCCUCCGUCAACUUCUUCAUCCUCAACCUGGCCGUCACUGACUUCCAGUUCGUGGUGGCGCUGCCCUUCUGGGCCGUGGACAUCGCGCGCGACUUCAGCUGGCCGUUCGGACACGUCAUGUGCAAGGUGGUGCUGUCGGUGACGGUGCUGAGCUGCUACGCGAGCGUCUUCUUCCUCACCGCCAUGAGCGUCACGCGCUACUGGGCCGUGGCGUCGGCGCUCCGGGACCGCACCCGGCGCACGCGCUGCUCGGUGAAGCGCGUGAGCGCGCUGCUGUGGCUGCUGGCCUCGGUGGCCACGGUGCCCACCAUGGUGUUCUCGGCGCAGAAGCAGGUGUACGGCGAGUACCUGUGCCUCAUCAGCCUGCCCGACCGCAAGUGGCUCGCGCUGUACCACUUGCAGAAGAUCUUCGUGGGCUUCUUGUUCCCGCUGCUCAUCGUGUGCGUGUGCUACCUGCUGCUGCUGCAGCUCGUAAGCCUCCGCAGCAUGAACAACAACUUGCCCAAGCGGCGCUCCAAGGUCACGCGCUCCGUCACCAUUGUGGUGCUGUCCUUCUUCUUCUGCUGGAUGCCCAACCACGCCAUCACCUUCUGGGGCGUGCUGGUCAAGCUGGACGUGGCCAACUUCGGGCAAGCCUACUACAUCUGCCACACGUACGUCUACCCCGUGGCGUACUGCCUGGCGUACGCCAACAGCUGCCUCAACCCGGUCCUGUACUGCCUGACGCGGAGGGAGUUCCGCAAGAUGCUCAAGGACCUGUUCUGGAGGUUCUCCUCUCCGGCGGCGGUCAACAGCUGCCGCGUGCGCCCGUACUCGGGGAGCACCAAAGGCGAGCCGUACGACAGCCAAGCGGCUAUUCCGCUUAAUGUGAUCGACACGGAGCACUGCAGGCUCUCCGGGCUCAACGGACAGUGUGGGACGCCGAGGUGAACGCGCGCAAGCGGCGCGGAAAACGGUGCGUAAAACCCGUUGCUCGGGCUGGAAACUGGAUUUUCUAACCCAGUGUUUCGUCUUGUGUGCGGUCUGUAUCUGCUGAACAGUAGACUGGCUACCGGAGCGGUGCGGCAUGGCUACACAUGUUUUUCCUCAAAGCUACACACUAAAGAAAAUCAUUUGGCAAAAACACUGGUCAAAACAUAUAUGUAAAUUGAGGUGUAUUUGCUUAUAUUAAGCAAAAAAAAAAAAAUCUGCCAAUAGGGUAAGCACAUUUUUCCUACUAAGAGUUCUUAAAAUAAGUAUUUGAAACAAGUAUAUUUUUAAUUUUAGAUCUAUAGAACUACAGAUUCACAGAACUAAUUCUAGAUUAAUCACAGAGAUCCAUAUAAAUCUAAACCAAUCCCUAAAUUCCAUUAAAAAAACCUUUCACUGAACUCUAGACCAUUCACUGAUAUAUAUACAACUUUUUGACAAGUCACUGAGAUACAUACAGCUCUGGAAAAAAAAUAAGAGACCACUUAAAAUCGUUUAAAGUUCAUUUCUUUGAUUUUGCCAAAUUGAAAACCUCUGGAUUAUAAUCAAGAGGAAGAUGGAUGACCACAUGCCAUCAAACCAAGCUGAACUGCUUGAAUGUUUACACCAGGAGUGGCAUAAAGUUAUCCAAAAGCAGUGUGCAAGACUGGUGGAGGAGAACAUGCCAAGAUGCAUAAAAACUGUGAUUAAAAAACAGGGUUAUUCCACCAAAUAGUGAUUUCUGAACUCUUAAAACUUCAUGAAUAAGAACUUGUUUUCUUUGCAUUAGUUGAGGUCUGAAAGCUCUACAUCUUUUUUUGUUAUUUUAGCAAUUUCUCAUUUUCUGCAAAAAAAAUGCUCUAAAUGACAAUAUUUUUAUUUGAAAUUGUGGAAAAAUGUUGUCAGUAAUUUAUAGAAUAAAACAACAAUGUUUAUUUUAUUCGAACAUAUACCUAUAAAUAGCAAAAUGAGAGAAACUGAUUUAGAAACUGAAGUGGUCUCUUAAUUUUUUCCUGAGCUGUAUAUUUCUAGACUGAUCCCUGCGAUCCAUAGACCUCUAGACUAAUCUCUGAGCUUCCUGAGACUAGUCACUAAGAUCUAUACAACUCUAGACCAUUAAUUGAUAUCUGUUCCAAUUUUCCCCAUUUACUAAGAUACAUAUUUCUAGACUAAAAUUACGGAUUUGUUGGGUCUAAAAUACUUGGACCUGUAACUUUUUUGUGCUUAUUUUAAGUUCAAAUAUUUUUUUAUUCAAGUAAUUAUAUCUUAAAUAAGCAGCAUAAUCUUGCACUAGCAGUGCUUAGUAAGACAUACAGUUGAAUCAAAGAAAAAAAAAGAUUUAUUGUCUUUAAAUUUGAUUAUUUCACUUGCUAAGAUUUUUUUUGCAGUGGACUAAACCCGUAAAACAGUGUGAACCAUCUGUGAAUAGUCUACAUGUGCCCAACAAAUUACGCACGAAGCCUCAAAAGCCAUGCAUUGUCAUAUUGCAUAAACUGUAGCCCACGCCAGAGUGGAGCCGGUGCAUGACUGCUCUGAUGAUCUAUCUGCCUCUGUCGACAUAAUCUAAUGUUACCUGUAAAUACGAGUUUUGCGUACGUAUCUGCUAUUUAUAACGUAUGAGAAAGAAAGAAAGAAAGAAAGAAAGAAAGAAAGAAAGAAAGAAAGAAAGAAAGAAAGAAAGAAAGAAAGAGAGGGGAUGCCACUUGCGCACAGACUGCAGCAGUUUUUGCAGUACCCUGAACUCUAAGAAACCUGGAGCAUGCUAGUUUCUAUUGCUUUAUUCUCUUUCUCUUUGGACAUAUUGGAGGAGAACAUUUUAUGCAAUGCAGCCAUGCUGUUUUUGUGUGGAGAUGUCACAGGACAUAUCUGUGGGAGCCGGAUCUUCUUCAGUGUUAUGUUUACGACGGGAUGGAUGGAUCUGUCUCUACUGAUCUCUUGCUCUUUCUGAUGUAAACUCUGAAGGAUAUGUGUGUGAGUGUGUUGUUUUUCCUUUUUCGAACGGCUGCCCCCCUUGGAAAAUUCCAGACGAUUAACAUCUGUUACUGUAAGUGUAAUAAAAGUGUGUAAAUGUUCUCAGUAAUUUGAUGGUUUUGCCCCCAAAGGAAAUGAAUGUACAGGCCGCGACUCCGCUGUCGAUUGUAAAGCGAGUAAUAAAGGCUUAUCUUAUCGAG